AGCAUAGAAACUCAGGCCCAGAGGGCAGGGGCUUGAGCCACAAAGGAUUAUUCACAGGCCUUGAAACCUAAUGGAUUUGGUUCUGCUGGGCUUCAAAAUUGCUUGGGAUUGGUGAUUCCUUUCUUUCUUCUUUUUUCUCCCUUCUGGAAUGGGAAUGUCACCCACGCUCUUCCCCCAUUGUAUUUUGGAAAAAGAUAACUUGUUUUCUAGUUUCUCAGAUCCACAGAUGGAAAAGAACUUUGCCCCAUGAUGGUCCAUGCCCACAAUUUCACCCGUACCUUGUUUCGAUGAUGUGAUUUGGGACUUAUGAGCUGAUAAUAUACCGAUGAGAGUUAGAAUUUGAUUUCAUGCUGCAAUGGGUUGAGACUUUGAAAUGUUGGGAUGGGGUGGAUGUAUUUUACAUGUGGGAUGGGUGUGACUCUUUGGGGGCCAGAGGAUGGAGUGUAGUAGGCUGAACAAUGGAAUAAUGGCCAAAGAUAGAGAAUCCUAAUUUCUGGAACCUGUAAAUGUUACUUUAUCAGGAAAAAGGACAUUUGCAAAUAUAAUUAAGUUAAAAAUCUUGAGAUAGAGAGAUUUUCCUGUGUUAUUGGGUGAGCCCCAAAUGCCAUGUGUCCUUCUAAAGAGGAAGCAGAGAGAUUUAACACAGAAAGAAGAGAGAAGGUGAUGUGAUGACCUCAGGAGAAAGACAUCUUGAGAUGUUAUGGUCUGACCUCAAAGCGGGAUGAAGGAGCCACAAUCCAAGGAAUAUAGGUGGCCUCUUGCCACUGAAAAAGCCAAGGAAUGCUGGCAUGCACCAAACGCUGAAAAAAGCAAGGAAUGGAAUCUCUUCUAGAGCCUCUGGAAAUGAACAUGGCCCUGCCAACUCCCUGUUUGCAGCCCAGUGAUACUGAUUUCCGUCUGCCGGCCUCCAGAACUGACCAUGCAGAAGAGGGCAGGGCUAGCAUUUACAAAUCGGUCUUUACCAACUCUUCCAAGGAGAUGAUGUGUUUCCCAGACUUCCCAUAUCCUGAUGACUUUCCCAACUUUAUGCACAACAGCAAGAUCCAGGAAUAUAUAAUUGCAUUUGCCAAAGAAAAGAACCUCCUGAAAUACAUACAAUUUAAGACAUUUGUGUCCAGUAUAAAGAAGUGUCCUGAUUUCUCUAUUACCGGCCAAUGGGCUAUUACCACUGAAAAAGACGGCAAAAAAGAAUCAGCUAUCUUUGAUGCUGUGAUGGUUUGUUCUGGACAUCAUGUGUACCCCAACAUACCAGAAGAGUCCUUUCCAGGACUAAAACAUUUUAAAGGCAAAUGCCUCCACAGCAGGGACUAUAAGGAACCGGGGGUAUUCAAGGGAAAGCGAGUCCUGGUGAUCGGCCUGGGGAAUUCGGGCUGUGACAUUGCCACGGAACUCAGCCACACAGCUCAACAGGUCAUCAUCAGCUCCAGAAGUGGCUCCUGGGUGAUGAGCCGGGUCUGGGACGAUGGCUAUCCUUGGGACAUGAUGAUUGUCACUCGAUUCGAAACCUUGCUCAGGAACAACUUACCGACAGCCAUCUCGAACUGGUGGUACGUGAAGCAGAUGAAUGCAAGAUUCAAGCACGAGAACUAUGGCUUGAUGCCUUUAAACGGAACCCUGAGGAAAGAGCCUGUGUUUAAUGAUGACCUCCCAGUUCGCAUCCUGUGUGGCACCGUGUCCAUUAAGCCUAACGUGAAGGAGUUCACGGAGACCUCAGCCAUUUUUGAGGAUGGGACCAAGUUUGAGGCCAUUGACUGUGUCAUUUUUGCAACAGGCUAUGAUAGUGCCUACCCCUUCCUUGAUGAUUCCAUCAUCAAAAGCAGAAACAAUGAGGUCACCUUGUUUAAAGGCAUCUUCCCUCCUCUGCUAGAGAAGUCAACCAUGGCAGUAAUUGGCCUUGUCCAGUCCCUUGGGGCAGCCAUCCCCACAGCUGACCUCCAAGCCCGCUGGGCAGCACAAGUAAUAAAAGGAACUUGUACUUUGCCUUCUGAGAAAGAUAUGAUGAAUGAUAUUGAUGAGAAAAUGGGGAAAAAGCUCAAAUGGUUUGGCAACAGCGAGACCAUACAGACGGAUUAUAUUGCUUACAUGGAUGAACUCGCCUCCUUCAUUGGAGCAAAGCCCAACAUGCCGUGGCUGUUUCUCACAGAUCCCAAAUUGGCUGUGGAAGUUUUCUUCGGCCCUUGUAGCCCCUACCAAUUUAGGCUGGUGGGCCCAGGCAAGUGGCCCGGAGCCAGAAAUGCCAUCCUGACCCAGUGGGACCGGGCUCUGAAACCCAUGAAGACACGAGUUGUUGGGAGUCUUCAGAAGCCUUGCUUGUUUUUCCGCUGGCUGAAGCUCCUUGCUGUUCCUAUUCUGUUAAUUGCCAUUUUCCUUGUAUCGCUGUAAUCAUCACUCCCUCUAACCAUCGUUCCCUCUAAUCAUCAUUUCUGAAAGUUAUUGACAGUACCCAGGUGGAAACUUUGCUAUUUAAAAAUUAAGAUUUUCACACCACCUACACCUUUUAAAUAAGCCCAUUUAGGAAUCAUGUCAUGAUCUAAAAAGUGUAUUAAUCAUAUCUCCUUAGGCUCCACUAACACUUCAUAAUCAGAACUAUGUUCUUUAUGUCUAACUUAAAUUAUCUCCUGAAACAUUUUGACAUAAUUUCUUUUCUCCUUUAGAAAAUGUUUGAAAUAUGUAUUUCAAAUCUAAAUGAAGAGCAAAUUAAGCCAAAUAAUCAUAAUAUGAUAUUCCCAAGCUACCUCUACAAACCAUUUGCAGGGUAAAGGGGAGAGUUUGGCUACUGUAUUUCAUUUCUGUUUGUGCGGCAUGCUCCAGGCAAGACCUCCUCUUCCCUGGCCAAGAAACAUAGCACCCGGACCUGGUGUAUUUUGAAAGUUAACACAAAGGAACUCAAUUUAUUUAUACUGUCAAUCAGGAAACAAAUUUUCCAACAUUUAAAAGUAAAAAAAAAAAAUAACAACAAUAACAAUAUUAUACCAAACAUAACGUUUUAGCUGAAGGGAAGUCUUUUUAAAAAUUAAAUAUUCAGCCAAAACUGUGACCAAAGUCUAACGCUACACUUACAGGUUGAACUUCUGGGUACCAGAAUGAAUCUAAAAUUUUAUUCUAAAAAUGAACAUUAUUACCUUUUAUUAUUAAAAUUUGAUUAUUGUAAGUUUUAAAUUUUGACAUUAUAGAGAGAUAAAACUAUCUGUCAGCAUCAUCAGUCAUCAGAGGGCUUCACCAGUUGUUAGGCUACAUAUUUCUUAUUACACCUUCACUUCCAACUUAGGUCUGUGGAGCAAAUAUACAUAUUGAGAGAAGGAUGUCGCACUUUUAUGUAAUGCUUUCUUCUUUUCUAUUGUUAUUCUACUUAUAUUUUUAUCUUGGACGCUGAAAUUUAUCAUGGGUGUUGUACACAAUUUAAACUUUUUCUUUUCCUAAUUACGUACGGUAGCAAAGUAACAUUCUUCUUUUAAGGUCUUCUUACCAGCUGUGAAAUAUUCCCAGAUAUUGCCAAAUGAAAUAAAAAUUCUCUUAAAAACCUGUGGUAUAAAUGCAAUCAAGUAACUAAAAAUUAUAAUAAAUACAGCCCAUAAGGUUUGUUUCCUUUAAUGUUAUAAAUACUAGUAGACAAAUAAAAUUGAAGAGUAAA
Propithecus coquereli (Coquerel's sifaka) is the source of this 3631-nucleotide messenger RNA. It is a transcript of the gene FMO3, whose product is annotated as flavin containing monooxygenase 3. The coding region runs from base 817 to 2382 and encodes 521 amino acids. Lineage: Eukaryota; Metazoa; Chordata; Mammalia; Primates; Indriidae. The record is from RefSeq and is a predicted model, not a curated record. The transcript is spliced from 8 exons. Gene Ontology annotation, molecular function: NADP binding; flavin adenine dinucleotide binding; N,N-dimethylaniline monooxygenase activity.